This is a messenger RNA of Oryzias latipes (Japanese medaka), 4436 nucleotides long. RefSeq names its product ADNP homeobox 2b (gene adnp2b). Gene Ontology annotation, molecular function: DNA binding. NCBI's taxonomy places the organism in Eukaryota, Metazoa, Chordata, Actinopteri, Beloniformes, Adrianichthyidae. Gene Ontology annotation, cellular component: nucleus. The record is from RefSeq and is a predicted model, not a curated record. Gene Ontology annotation, biological process: regulation of gene expression.
CCUGAACUUGUGCGCCAUUUUUUUCCUCAAUAGAGGAAGAAAGGGACAAAAAGCUGGAGGAAAAAAAAAAAGAACUUGUUUUUGGAGUUGGGUGGUUUUCUACCCUCGUUGAUAUUUGACAACAGCGUGCGUUCAAAUGCGUCGGUGAGAGGGACGGUGCUCCAAUGAGCGUCUGUGUGCAGCUGUGGUAGCAGACGCAGCUUACCGACGUGCAGUUGUGGGCCGGCGGUGGAGGUGGAGAACAUUAGCCUCCGCUGGAGGAGCCAGAGCGGCGACGACUUCACUUACGUUAACCUACGCUGAAAAUUGAACGAGGAGCACCAAAAUCAUGUUUCAGCUUCCAGUGGGAAAUAUUGAGAAGAUCCGUAAGGCACGAAAGGCAGUGAAAAACAUCUUAAGUGAGAUCGGCUUAGAAGACUGUCAGACCUUCCUGAAGGAUCUCGAUGGAAACGCUGAGGACAACGUUGGUGCAGAGGAAGCCUUCAAGGAGACGGACUGGGAGGAUGUCUCCGAGGGAUACAAUAGUCGUCAGCGGAAGAAGUGGCCCUACCGCUCUCGAUCCCUUUGCUGCAACCUGUGCAAGUAUUCGUCGCAGAACAUCUACAACUUCCGGAGCCACGUGUCCCGCUGCCAUGGAUACGUUCAGUCCUUCUGCGCGCUGGCGUCCUGCUCGCAGUGCCUCUUCAUCGGUCACCCCAAAGCCGUCAAGAAGCACAUGCUCUUCUUCCACUCCAAGCUUCCUAUAGCAAACGUGCAGCAGAAGGAGAGUCCCAAAACCAUCUUUCGCGGCAAUGAAAGGUAUCAGUGUCGGAAGUGUGCAUUCCCCAGCUCGUCCAUUUUCGCCAUCAAGAAACACAUUAUUCUCAAGCAUCUAGACCGUUUGGCAGAGAAGUACAUCGGUUAUAGGGUACACCAGCAGCUGACGGGGUCUGUAAAGAUCUACUGCUGCAAGGUGUGCCAAGUGAACACUGGAACUCUGGACCAAAUGUUGCAUCACAUGCUCGUUGAACCCGCACACUAUGCAGUCAGCACGCAAGUGCAGAGUUUGAUGUACGAAAACAAAAACUAUAACAUUAAACCGACGCCCAAUGGGAACGGCCUGUUUGUGACAUUCCCGAAUAUUGUUCCGAAGCAACAGCAACCUCAGGUGAUCAACAGUAACUCUUUGAUCUUACCAAGUAACGGUCAACCUGCAGGUACAGUCGUGGCUUUGCAGCCGGUGCAAGGGACCACAAACAGCACAACUCUCAUCUGCACCCCGGGAAAUAACCAAACGUUUCUUCCGCCUCAGGCGUCCGCACUAGUCCAGCUCGCCAGCGCGGAAGCUAAAGGUUUGCUGCAGCCUGGAGCCACCAUUGCCCUCCGGGGGCCCGUACCCCAAGCAUCUCCUGUGGUGCUUCCUAACGUAACGCUGAAUGCGGCGCCAGUGAAUUUGCCUCCUGCUACAGCUCAACCACAGCAGACUCUACAAGGACAGCAGAUAGUUCUUCCAUCGGGGCUGCAGGGUACUGUGGCGGGUACCGGGCCCAGGAUCGGGAGCGGUACGGGUACUUUGUCAGGAGGUUUGACCGGGACAGGUAGUUUGACUGGGCUAGGUAGUUUGACUGUUAGUUCAACUGGGAAUUUCACUGGGACUGGGGUUCCAUCAGGAAGUUUGACUGGGACUGGGAGUUUGACUGGAAUUGCCAAACCUGCAGCUGUGACCCAAAAUGCGCCAACAAACCACAUUAACCUCCAGGGUACUAUGCUGACCUCGCAGUCCCUGCUGAGCCACCUCAUCCCAACCGGGAACAAGGUGAAUGGCAUGCCGACGUACACCUUUGCCCCACUCCAAGCGGCGGGCCCCACGUCUCAGAGAACUACUCCCCUCAAGCCCGUCGGCCAGACGAGUAAUUUUGCCCCUCAGACUAAGAAAUGGAUCACUUGCCCCCUCUGCAAUGAACUUUUCCCUUCCAACGUCUUUGACAUGCACAUGGAGGUCGCACACCCCACAAAGCCCUCUGCAUCCAAGUCCGAAAGUCUGGCCGCCAGGGCGGCCUUCCUGAAAAAAAUGCCAGACAAAACGGUCAAAUGUCUAACAUGCAAAACUCUACUGUCAGAAAGGAGCGUCUUCCAGCACCUGCUGCACGGCCUCAGCUGCCUUUACUGUUCUAGCAUGUUCUUCUCCAUCCGACAGCUUACCGAGCACAUAAAGCAGCACAACCCCUCCAGCAAAGCAUACUGUGAUUUCCUGAGGCAGAGGUACAGGGUCUACUCCAAAAGCACCGGAGGGAUCCUGUUCCCUUACUUUGACGUGAACACCACUGCACCCAGAGAGGUCCUUGGGGACACAGAGGUCAAUCUUGCCCUGGUUACAAACUCCCUGGACCUGAUAUUUUUUAAGCUGCAGCCCAGCAGCCAGCCUGAAAGCUGUCCCGCUCCGGUCAAAAUCAGCAGCGCAAACUGUCCCUUCUGUUGUGAGAAGUUUAAGCAUCAGUCCGAUCACCUCCAGCAUUUGAAGCAGAAGCAUUUCGUCGCCCCCACCAUUCAUGCAAUACUCAAGACGGAGGCGUUCAAGUGCAUCUACUGCAAUGGCGUCUACACAGGCAAGGUCACGCAGCAGGCCGUGAUGCUUCACAUUCAGAGAUGCAGGUGCUCGCCGAAGCCCCCGGCACCGCCGCCGCAACCAGUGCAGCCGCUCAAGCCUGCAACGGCGCCGCAGCAGAUACUGAAGCCCGCUCAGCAGCAGCAGCAGCAGCCUCUCCUGAAGCCUGGUCAGCAGCUCGGCCAGUCUCAUGGGCUCUACUUCCUCCAAGUGCCACAGGGGAUGACUGUGGCGCAGGCGCUGGCCCCCGCCCGGGUCGUUCCUGCUGCUCGCCCCGUGGAGCCUCCAGAAACCGAGGCCGAGCGGCAGUCUCAGAAGAGACUGGAGGCUGCUCUGAAAGAAGCCAUGGAAGCAAACCGGCGAGAGCGAGAACAACGGGCUGCCAUGCGCAAGAGGCAGCAGGAGCAGGAGAGGCUCUUCCAGGAGAGGCAGCUGCCCCCGCCUGAGGUGGAGGUUCCGAGCGACCCGUCGGUCAAGCUCGCCUUGGAACCAACUGUGGCGGAGCGCCGCGGCAGCGAGGAGCGCAAAGACUUCAUUUCCAAGUACUUCAACCGGAAUCCCUACGCGACCAAAGCCGAGAUGGAGGAGCUGUGCAGGAGGCUGUCCGUGAACAAGGGGGAGGUGUCGUCCCUCUUUAGCAAGAAGCGCAGCAAGUGCAUGAAGAGUCUGAAGAGAAACACCGCCGUGGUCCUCUUUGGCUUCAACAUGACUUAUCUGAACAACGUUAAACACAACCUUCUAAUCCCAGAGCAGAAGCCGUCCACCGAUACUCUAGAUCAAACCCCAGCAGAUCCAACAGAACCGCCGGCGCCACCUGCUGAAGCAGCAGAGCCGAGCAGACAGAUAGAUGAGAGUGGCGCUGAUGAAGCUUCAGCCCCUGUAGAUGAAGAGGCUGAGAAACUUUCUGGACAGAAAAGCGGCAGCGAAGCUGACAGAACCGCAGAACCGAUGGAUGCGAGUGGCACCGAGGUCUCAGAACCUGUGACUGAAACCAAACCUGACGGGAAUCCAGAACCGCUGGAAGAACGUGAAGCCGAGGUUUCAGAGCGGUUGGGUGGUAACGGAGAGAAGGAUCCAGAACCGAUGGAUGAAGGUGGAGCUGGAACACUUCCAGAGGGGGAUCAGGCGGAGCCAAUGGAGUGAGUGUAGGAGCUUGGGAGGACUUUUGGGACCUAAAACUAUUAUAAAAUGCGGACUCAAUAAAUGGCUCUUUGAGUUGGUGGUGCAAAUGUUCAUCAGUUUCCACAAAUUUUGUACAUCUGAGAGCAUCAGCUACUGUUCCAACCAUCACCAGUGCUUUAUUUUCCAUCAGAAGGAUGUCUGUAUCCUUAUCGGCUGAAACAUAAAAUAUAUUAAAUAAUCUGACUCUUCUGCUUCAAUAGUAAUGUCUGAUUAUCAUCCUUUACUCCAAAGUGGCAAAUUUUUCUUGAUUUUUGCCUCUAAUUUAAACCCCAUUUGUGUAAAAUUGUGUUCACAUGUUUAGAAGCGAUUCAUUUCAAACCUUUGCUUUAUGAAAGAAUUUCUAUAAUGUGCACAGCUGAUUACCUUUUCUUUUUUUUAGAUUCAACAUUUAGCCCUUAACCCUUUGGGUGUUUCCUCCUGUAGACCCGAUUCUUACGAGUCCCCAAUUUUUUUUGACUGUGAAGUUUGCAUGAAACUUUGUUUUAUUUACCGUCUGAACAUCCGAUUGUGCCAUUGUGAAGCCAACAGAGGUCAUGAUCCACGCAGAAUCUGAGUUAUGGCUGUUUAUUGCGUUGCUCCUACUCUUCUGACCAGUGUUUUUGUACUAGUAUUUUCUAUAACUACUAGAGUUAGAAAGUAAAACGAAAAUAAACGUCAGCAUCACUCUGUC